GAUUGACAGAUGUAAGCCCCGCCCCCGUGUCUGAGCAGCGCUCACUGCGCGAUGUGCGGUUUUUGAGUCGGGCUGCGACGCAGCGAAUUUCAGCACACGAGUUCCAUGAACGGCGCUGCGCACUGAGCGGAUCUGAAAUCACUGCUCACUGUGGAGACACGACACCUAAAACUUUUCUCCCCAAAGCGCACAAUGAAGCUUUGGCUUUGGGUUUUAACACUUGUCUUGUGUCUGGACUCUACAUACGCAGGGUCGAAGACAAAUGAGCCAUGUGCAGGGCGUGACUGUACUGGAAAAUGUCCCUGUCCUCCGAUAAAAGGUAGCAGGGGUCAGCCAGGGAGUUUAGGGCCAACUGGACCCCCUGGACCUGAAGGCUUUAUUGGGGCCCCAGGUCCUGUUGGACCUAAAGGAGAUAGAGGGCACGGUGGUCACUCGGGGCCAUCUGGACCCAAAGGAGACAAGGGUCCAGUGGGUGUUCCUGGCUUUCCAGGUAUCGAUGGUAUUCCUGGUCACCCAGGAAGUGAGGGACCACCAGGACUGCCAGGAGCAGAUGGCUGUAAUGGCACACAAGGUGACCCUGGUUUCCCCAGCAACUUCCCUGGAAGACCUGGCAACCCUGGACCACCAGGAUUACCUGGCGUCAAAGGGCAAAAAGGAGAGCCACGACUCAUUUCUGCAAACACGUUUCCCAUUGGUCCUGUUGGUGAACCCGGAUUGCCUGGUCCAGUCGGACUCCCAGGACCCAUCGGCCCCUUCGGGUUACCUGGUUUCCCUGGACGUCCAGGUCCUCCAGGUCUUCCUGGGCAAAUAGGAAAUCCUGGACAGGGUUAUGAAGGAGAGAGAGGAGAGAAGGGCGAUGUGGGUCUGCCGGGACUCAGGGGUGCUCCGGCUGCUCUGUUAGGCUCACCAGCUAUAAGCACAAUCAACAAAGGAGAGAAGGGUGAUGUUGGCUAUCCUGGUGUUUCAGGACCCCCAGGACCACAAGGACCCCCAGGACCAUAUGGCUACAGUGGGGAAGUUGGAGAGAAGGGAAUUCCAGGAUUACCUGGUUUGAGGGGUCCUCCUGGUUUUAAUGGACCACUUGGAGAAGAUGGCCCAAAGGGGUAUACUGGGAACCCUGGCCUCUUUGGAUUACCAGGCACUUCAGGCCCUAAAGGAUAUCGGGGAGAGCCAGGUCCACAAGGGCCACCUGCCUAUGUUGAUGAACUAGGAUCAUUUUUAAAAGGUCCUCCAGGAGAUCCUGGUUUUGAUGGCUCACCAGGCAUGACUGGAGAUGCAGGUUUACCAGGACCUCCUGGACCUCCAGGUGACCCUGGAUCUUCAUCCUUCCAAACAGGCGGUCCAGGCUUUCCUGGCUUUCCUGGAUCUACUGGACCUAAGGGAGAGAGGGGAGACCCAGGUCUUCAAAGCUUCAGUCCUGAGGGUUCACCUGGAGUUAGAGGGCCACCUGGACCUACUGGAUCACCUGGACCUCGAGGCACAACUCAGACAACUGUGUUUCCCGGGGACCAGACUGGGCCACCAGGCAUAAAAGGCAGCAGAGGUCAACUGGGAGAUAAAGGAGCAAAAGGACUAAAGGGUGAUGCUGGAGCUUGUGAAUGCUUUGGUGAAGACACCUCUGGCAGGGAGGGCUCUCAAGGAGUUCCAGGGCUCCCUGGUUUCUCAGGGCUCAGUGGGAGGAAAGGAGAGGUUGGCGAUGUAGGACCUCCAGGAUUACGUGGACCACAGGGGCCAAGUGGUCGUCCCGGAGAGCAUGGCUUUGCUGGGAUUAAAGGAGAGAAAGGAAACUCUUUUUAUGCUGUUAGACAAGGACAGAAGGGUGAUAUCGGUCAGUCAGGGCCUGCUGGUCCUACAGGUGAUAUCGGCCAACCUGGAAGAAAUGGAGCCCCUGGAUUUCCUGGACUACCAGGACCACCGGGAGAUGCUGGAUUUGGGGUGACUGGAGACAAAGGAUAUCCUGGAUCUCCUGGAUACAAGGGUCGCCCGGGUGCACCUGGUGAACCUGGCAUUGGUUACCAAGGCAUCCCUGGUGUUAGAGGGUCUCCAGGUGACCUUGGUUUCAGUGGGCUUCCCGGGCUCCCUGGCCCUCCAGGACCAAAAGGUGACAGCUGUGGGCAGACGGGGCUUAAUGAAGCCUCUUUCACAAAGGGAGGACUGUCAGUGCCCUGCAUAAAUCCAGGAGACCCUGGUAAUCCAGGUUUCCCUGGACUGCCCGGAGUGCCUGGCCCGAAAGGACAGCAUGGUCCACCAGGACCAAAUGGAAGGCCAGGUAUUGCUGGGUCAAAAGGUGAGCAAGGAGAUCCAGGCAGUGGAGGUCAACCUGGAGCACAAGGCUUCCCUGGGCCAAGAGGAGAUCCAGGUUUACCAGGUACAUCAGUAAAUGGCUUUCCAGGUGCUCCAGGUAAAGAUGGACGUCCUGGUUUGCAAGGAACAAAAGGAGAACCUGGUGAGGUUUUAGGGGCAGCUCCAGGAAUAUCUGGACCUCCAGGACUAACAGGAGAGUUUGGAGACAAGGGCCUACCAGGCACUCCUGGUUUACCAGGCAGACAGGGUUUUGAUGGUUCCAGCGGUAUCACAGGUCCAAAGGGUAUGCGUGGUAACAGUGGCUUCCCAGGAGCUCCAGGGCCACCAGGUCCACGAGGUGUGAUCCUUUCUGAUGUUACUGGACCUCCAGGGCCUCCUGGCAAUCCUGGAUUCCCUGGACCUCCAGGCUGCCAAGGUUUCCCGGGACUCAAGGGUGAAAGAGGAAAUCCAGGACGACAAGGCGUGGGUAGAAAGGGAUUUCCUGGAUCACCUGGAAUUCCAGGACCAAAAGGACAAAUGGGCCGUACUGGAGAUUCUGUUUCAGGAAGUAAUGGCCAACGGGGAAGGCCAGGGUUAAAAGGGGAGAAGGGAUCACAUGGAUUGUUGGGAUUCCCUGGAUCACCUGGGCUUUUUGGAGCUGUCGGACAGACAGGGCGUAAAGGUCAACCUGGAUUUCCAGGAUUGGAUGGCAUACCUGGAGAAAAUGGGCCCAAAGGUUUUAAAGGUGACACUGGAGAACCAGGCCCACAAGGACCUUCUGCUCCACCCUCUCCAGUUAUUCGGUUAAAAGGUGACAGAGGUGCUCCUGGGCCUACCGGACUACCUGGAUUUCCAGGACCUCGAGGUGAUAAGGGAUUCCCAGGGUUACCUGGUAGUCCAGGCUUUCCUGGUCAGCCAGGAUUGGCUGAUUUUGCAAAGGGUCUACCUGGUGAUCCAGGUUUCCAAGGGCGCCCAGGUUCUCCAGGAUUUCAAGGACCUAAAGGCUCACCUGGUGUUUUAGGUUUCCCUGGCAUGCCCGGACCUAGGGGUGAUGAUGGAGUUCCUGGUUUGUUUGGAUCACCUGGUGCUUUAGGAUCGGCAGGAAACAAAGGUCAGAAAGGAGACUCUACUGGAGCACCUGGGGCCCCUGGACGAAAGGGACCGGUGGGAGAUUUUGGAUUCCCUGGUCUCCCAGGCUUUACUGGUGAACAAGGUUCUCAGGGUUUUCCAGGAGCUUUUGGAUAUCCUGGGCAGAAAGGUCAACCUGGAAGUCCAGGAACACCUGGACAAAGAGGUUCACCUGGGCUCCAAGGCAAUAGGGGUCUACCUGGCUUUCCAGGACCAAGAGGAGAGGACGGUGAACAAGGUUUCCCUGGUUCUCCAGGUCGGCGAGGAGAGAAAGGUUUAUCUGGAGCCCCUGGUUUAGAUGGACUCAAUGGACUUUCAGGGGCCAAAGGACCACCAGGACUACCUGGUGGAGUAGUGAGCGGUCAGCCUGGAGCCCCAGGUUUGAAUGGACUUAAGGGAGAAAGAGGCUCAUCACUGCCUGGAGCACCAGGAUUUCUUGGAGUAAAGGGAGCCAAAGGAGAUACUGGUUACCCUGGACAGCCCGGCUUCCCAGGUCCUUCAGGUCCUCCUGGUUUACCAUCUCCUUCUAGUGGCAUCCUUGGUCCACCAGGAGAUGCUGGUCUACCUGGACUAGAUGGUGAAAGAGGUCUUCUUGGACCCACUGGUCCUCCUGGUCCAGCUGGCCCUGGAACAGAACAGGGUGACAGAGGAGAUACUGGAUUUCCUGGAUCACCUGGAAUCUCUGGGAAAACUGGCGACCCUGGAUUUGCAGGAGAACGUGGGCCAACUGGCUACCCAGGAUUUAAAGGAUUGAGAGGUGACCCUGGAGUUAGUGGAUUAGCAGGACGUCCAGGCUUACCUGGAGAUCAGGGAAGAUAUGGUGACAAAGGAGCAAAAGGAACUGCAGGUAAACCUGGUAGCAAAGGCCUUCCAGGAAUUGUUUUUCCACCCGAAAUAAAAGGCUUGCCUGCUGGGGAGCCUGGACAACAAGGACCUCCUGGCCCAACUGGUUAUACAGGAUCACAAGGCCAACCUGGCUUCACUGGACGUCCAGGACCCAAAGGAAGGACUGGAUCAAUUGGCAAACCUGGUCGCACCGGUCCACCCGGAAAAUCAGGACAGAUUGGAGACCCUGGACUUCCAGGAUAUCAAGGACAUGUUGGUUACUCAGGUUCACCUGGAAGGCAGGGACAAGCAGGUUCUCCAGGUAUGCCUGGGCGUGCCAUUGGGAUCGGCUACACUCUGGUAAAGCACAGCCAGUCCAGUCAGGUGCCAAUGUGCCCUCAGGGCAUGAACAAGUUGUGGGAUGGCUACAGCUUGCUUUAUGUAGAAGGACAGGAGAAGGCGCAUAACCAAGACCUAGGAUUGGCCGGCUCCUGUCUACCACGUUUCAGCACUAUUCCCUUCCUUUACUGUACAGCCAACGAACUCUGUUAUUAUGCCAGCCGCAAUGACAAGUCCUACUGGCUGUCCACAACAGCACCAAUUCCUAUGAUGCCUGUGGCCAAUGAACAAAUUGUUUCGUACAUCAGCCGUUGUUCAGUGUGCGAAGCCCCAUCUCAAGCUGUGGCCGUACACAGCCAGGACAUCACUAUUCCCCCGUGUCCACAGGGGUGGAGGAGCCUGUGGAUUGGUUACUCAUUCCUUAUGCACACGGCUGCAGGGGCUGAGGGAGGUGGCCAGUCCCUGGUUUCCCCUGGUUCCUGUUUAGAAGACUUCCGCGCAACACCUUUUAUUGAAUGCAACGGUGCUCGGGGCACCUGCUUCUUCUUCAACAACAAACAUAGCUUCUGGCUAACUACUGUUCAACCAGAAAGGCAGUUUAUAAAAAGUCCUGAUUCAGAGACACUGAAGGGAGAUCAGUACCGUGGCCGCAUCAGCCGCUGCCAGGUCUGCAUGAAGAUCUUGUAACCUGUGCACACUCCAGGAAAGAAAAGGAAAGAAACUUUUAAAUAAAAGAAUAGAAAACAAGAAAUAAGAAAGCAAAAAUUGUUUGACUGGUUGAGUGACUGUAUGAGAGACUCUAUUCAGGGUGCCUUUUGGAGCCUUCUACAAGGCCAUGGUUAGGAGCUCCAACUAAAGAUUUCUCUUAUUUCACUUUUCAACGUUGGUGCUAUAAGAAACUGCAAUGUUUUAUUUUUAUUUUAACUACUAAAACUUUGUAUUACAAAUUCAUGGCUACCUCGGAGAGUGUGUCCCAAAUCCCCGAUGGGAAGCACUGGAACAUUAAUGUGAGACUGCAGACAUUUUGUAAUCUUGUAAGCCAAAAUCUUGUUCACUUUGUCCAAAACGCGGUAGCUGGAAACGAUGAUGACUGAUGGAACAAAAUAUUUUUUUUUGUUUGUGAUUAGGAAAGUGGGCAAAUUGGCAAACCAGCACUUUGUGGUGUACACAAAUGAGUAAGAUUAUGGUUUGUGGUUAACACUUGAAAUUAUAAUACUUUCUAUCUCCCACACAUGUACCCUUAAAGUAUUGCACUGAAAUGAAUAUCUGGGGGAAAAAAAGAUAAGAAUCUUAUCAACUGUAGAAAUUCCAGUUUUACCUACAAAAGUCUCACAUAAUUAAACACUAAUAAAUAGACUUCACUCUCUACAUACAGAAAAAAAACUAGAUUAUUUUAAUUACUCCUAGUUUCCAUUAACUUUUCUACAUUGUUGCCCAGAAGAAGCUAUUAUACUUUCCACAUCCAAAAGUAUACCAGAAAUAUUACUGGGAAUGUCUCUUGUCUUUGUUAUUAUUUAGUCUUUCUACAGUCUCUAAAAGAGGCAGGCUAAUAUAUAACCACUAUUCAUUAGCUUCUUAAGCUCUCUUUGGUAGCCUUGUGUCUUCAUUAUGGAUUCAUCUGUAAUGUGUCUAAACUGUUAAAUUGCAGUUUCAUCCCAUGGUAAAAAAAGACACAAUUUAGUAAAAUGCAAAAUGUUGGUGUAUGAUUUGUACAUUAAGGAUGGUUUAUAAAGGCAUAUAUAUCUUGAUGUGUAUAUUAUAACAGUAUUUGUAUUUUUCUUACACUGAUUUACAUGUAAUGAAUUAAAUACAGUUUUCCCUGUAUAAAUGUAUGCCUAUCACAUAGCAUAGAUUUUUUUUUAACAAAGAUGUUUCAAAAUAUAAUUGUGCUCCCUAAUAAAUGGUGUUGAAACUAAUUUGUACAAAUGGA
Tachysurus fulvidraco (yellow catfish) is the source of this 6505-nucleotide messenger RNA. It is a transcript of the gene col4a6, whose product is annotated as collagen, type IV, alpha 6. Gene Ontology annotation, cellular component: basement membrane; collagen trimer. Gene Ontology annotation, molecular function: extracellular matrix structural constituent. The record is from RefSeq and is a predicted model, not a curated record. The transcript is spliced from 48 exons. Bases 193 to 5262 code for a protein of 1689 amino acids. NCBI's taxonomy places the organism in Eukaryota, Metazoa, Chordata, Actinopteri, Siluriformes, Bagridae.